This is a messenger RNA of Rhipicephalus sanguineus (brown dog tick), 1041 nucleotides long. Its product is annotated as venom allergen 5-like. The transcript is spliced from 6 exons. Gene Ontology annotation, cellular component: extracellular region. The record is from RefSeq and is a predicted model, not a curated record. The coding region runs from base 567 to 998 and encodes 143 amino acids. Lineage: Eukaryota; Metazoa; Arthropoda; Arachnida; Ixodida; Ixodidae.
UAAGUCUUAGUAAAACCAUCGUAACAAUGUUUUGCUCAAGAGAACUGCCAGGGACCGCCCUAGGUAUGCAUGCCACGACAAAUGAUAAUGAAAGAAUGCCUGAUGAGAAAAGGCGUAUUAAAAUGAAGCAAAAGUAAUUGCUUCGGUAGUCCAAUAACGCAUGCAGCUUGACAUUUAAACACAUGCUCUAUUUUAGUAUUACCCUUUAGCUUAUACGCAUAUUUAUAUGUGCCAGUGCGUCAUAGUGGGUAUGAGCCACAUGUUGAGGGGACAACUGGUGGCCUAACAGCAGCAAACAUUUUCGGGUGGAGAAGAAGAAGAAGAAGAAGAAGACUGACUUUCACACAGCUGAAAGGAAUGGGACGACGAGCUAGCAGAGGUGGCCCAGGCUUUCGCCGACCAAUGCAAAGGCCAACCUGAUAAACAGGAACAAAGAAUUACCACUAAGUUCCAAAAUGUGGGUCAGAACUUUGCCCACAACUUGGAGUCGACGAAUGAUCCAGUUGCAGGCAGCGCGAGUCACGUGAAGGAGUGGUUUGAUCAAUACAAGGACUUCAAUCCGGGCAAUGUGGAUUCUUUCAGCGUUACGGGAGGUCGAUGUUACUGAUUUUACGCAGGUGGCAUGGGCAGAAACAAGCUACCUAGGCUGUGGUUACGCACACUACAAGGCUCGGCAGAACCCGGACCCACACUUUCCUUUUCAAAAGAUAUUCGCUUGCCACUAUGCACCAGGUGGAAACAUUAAUGGAGCGUCCAUGUACAAGCGAGGUGCGACUUGCAGCGCGUGCCCAGAUGGAACUACCUGUGAUUCUGCCAGUGGUCUCUGCCACACACCUGGCGCGUCGGACGGGAACGGAAAAUCGGAGAGCAGCGGCGGCAGCGGGACACUAUGGAUAAUACUGGCGUGUGGCCUCCUGGGUAUUCUCGCUGCUACUGGUGUAGCCAUUGGAUAUUUGUACGCGAACUCAGGCACUGCCGCUUUAUCUGUAACUCAGUGAGAACGUUCCUGUCUUACUAUCUGCUACAAGAUUCAGGAGCCUA